CAACUCCACUCAAAAAAAAAGUCCACAGACAGCAUGGCCUGGCUCUCGUGUACUUGUCUGUUCUCCGUGCUCGUGAUCCUUCUCUACUUCCUGAGGAGGAGGUUUGGUGGCUGUGGUGGCGGUUGCGGUGGUGGCGGUGCGUCUCAGCCAGUAGGAAAGAGCCUUCCAGCUCUGCCUUCUCUCCCCAUCAUCGGCAGCCUCCUCAGCCUGAAGAGUGACCUGCAGCCGCACAUCUUCUUCCAAGACCUGCAGAGGAAAUACGGGCCGAGCUAUUCUCUCAUGAUGGGCUCCCACAACGUCAUCAUCGUCAACAGCUACCAACAUGCCAAGGAGGUGCUCAUGAAGAAAGGGAAGACCUUUGCUGGACGACCACGGACUGUCACCACUGACAUCUUAACGCGCGAUGGAAAGGACAUUGCUUUCGGAGAUUACAGUCCAACGUGGAGGUUCCAUCGAAAGAUAGUGCACGGGGCCCUUUGCAUGUUUGGAGAGGGGACAGCUUCCAUUGAGAAAAUCAUCUGUAGGGAGGCGGAGGCCAUGUGUGUGACGCUGGGUGAGAUGCAGAGCCAGGCGGUGGACCUGGGCCCGGAGCUGACCCGCGCCGUCACCAACGUGGUCUGCUCCCUCUGCUUCAGCUCCUGCUAUCGCCGCGGAGACCCAGAGUUCCAGGCCAUGCUGGACUACAGCCAGGGCAUCGUGGACACUGUAGCUAAGGACAGCCUCGUGGACAUCUUCCCCUGGCUACAGAUUUUUCCAAACAAUGACCUGAAGGUUCUCAGGGACUGCGUGUCAGUCAGGGACACGCUGCUCCAGAAGAAAUAUGAGGAACAUAAGGCAAACUACAGCGACAACAUCCAAAGGGACUUGCUGGACGCCUUGCUGAGGGCAAAACGCAGCUCGGAAAACAACAACACGAACACGCAGGACGUGGGCCUGACCGAUGACCACCUCCUCAUGACCGUCGGAGACAUUUUUGGGGCAGGAGUGGAGACGACCACCACCGUUCUGAAAUGGUCAAUCGCAUAUCUAGUUCAUCAUCCGCAGGUGCAGGCUAAGAUCCAGGCGGAGUUGGACAGUAAGAUUGGGCGGGAGCGGCAGCCGCAACUGAGUGACCGGGGGAGCCUGCCCUACCUGGAGGCCACCAUCCGCGAGGUGCUGCGCAUACGCCCCGUCUCCCCGCUCCUCAUCCCACACGUGGCUCUGGCCGACACCAGUAUUGGGGACUACACUGUGAAGCGCGGGGCGCGAGUCAUCAUCAACCUCUGGUCCCUACACCACGACCGAAAGGAGUGGAAAAACCCAGACCUCUUUGACCCCGGCCGGUUUCUGGACGAGGGGGGCGAGAGCGUGUCCAGUCCCUCGGCCAGCUACCUGCCGUUCGGGGCGGGCGUGCGCGUGUGCCUGGGGGAGGCCCUGGCCAAGAUGGAGCUCUUCCUCUUCCUCUCCUGGGUCCUGCAGCGCUUCACGCUGGGCGUGCCCCCCGGACAGCCCCUCCCCUCGCUGGAGGGCAAAUUCGGCGUGGUGCUCCAGCCCCAGAAGUACAAGGUGCUGGCUCGCCUCCGGGAGGGCUGGGACAGAGGCCAGCCUGGGGCAGAGGCUGAGGCCGAGUCUAGGGCUCUCGCGACGGAGGAGUAGUAGUGUAGAGCAGUGUUUCCCAACCUUUUUUUGUCUCGCGUACCCCCUAAAGCCUUUUUGUCAUACCAUGAGUACCCCCUCAUUCGCGCUCUACGUAUAUCCCAAUGACACUAUACUCUGUGCAUUUGUUCACUUGUCCAUGUACCCCCUGUAGUGUGCUUGCGUACCCCUAGUGGUUGGGAAUCACUGGUGAAGAGGACUCUAUUCUACAUUAUUUGUACUGUAUACAGCUGUACUCUGCACUGAUCACACACUCUGUACUAGCUUGAAUGUCCUCUUUGUUGUAAGUUGCUUUGGUCAAAAGCGUCUGCUAAAUGUAAUUUGGUAGAAAGAAGCAAGCAGCAUCCAUUCAAAACAAACAUGAACACACCAUCCACCAUCUUUCUGGUGACACGACAACAUUCCUUCACAGCAUUCCAGAGCUUGUUCUUAGAACAUGUUCUGUGUUUUACAUUUUGGCCCUGUUCAGGGUUGAACAGACUGCAUGUCCUGCUUCUUGGUUUGUGUGCAUACUCUGACAAAAAUAGUGGGAGGCACAUAUUUCAAGUAAGCCCUAUUAAAUUUGAAUGCACGAUUUCACAAACCCUGGUCUUCAAAGCAUGUGUUGUUUUUUUCAAAUUCAUAAUAAAUGCAGUUUAAAAUCAGCACAUUUCAAGUAUAAUGGAGGAGGUGGCCUGCACACCUUGAAUCUUUGUGUGCAGGUGCAGCUCUCAAUGGAAGUCACUUGAAACGAUAGAAGAAGCGCAACACUGCUACAAUUACGGUCAAGGUUUUAAUGUGAAAGCUGAUGAACAUCAGCUUUCACAUUAAAACCUUGACCGUAAUUGUAGCAGUGUUGCACUUCCACUAUAAUUUUCAAAAAUCAGCACAUUACCUGCCUACAAGUGCCAAACUAUUUGAAACAGCAUGACAUCAUACAGGUUGAACCAGUAGGCCUACAUCAUUUCUGAAAUGUCAAUAAACCACAACACGACAAGGGUGUUUAUUUUACCUUUACAAAUGUUCUCUUUAUUAUUAUUUACAUGUAAUAGUCUUCAGAUUCUCACAUAUUUGGCUGACUUGAACAUGACAGAAAAAGGCUAUGGUUUCUAAAACUGCCAUAGUACCUGGACUCGUAUGGAAAGCUUAUAAGGCUCCCUCCCGCCACAUUGAUGUCCAUUCAGACUUUUGCAAACAAACCCACUAUGUUAAGUUGCUGAAGUUCAAACAGUGCAAUAACACCUUAUUCAGGCAAAACAAAAAAGAAAAAAAGGACAUGAUAGAAGAAUUUUUCCCCCAUUUUUUUUUCUUCUUUCCAGAACAUUCUUAUUUGGUCACAAGACAUGGAAGCUGGUUGGAAGAGCACCACGGAUUGGACAGCUGGCUUAUUCGUUCAUUCUAUUCAUUCAGUCUAUUCAUUCAUUCGUUCAUUCAUUCAAUCAUCAAUGCAUAACAGCAAAUGUCAUUGCAUAAAAAACAAAGCAAAACAAGAGGAGGGCAGAGAGUCACAAGUCAACUGAUAAGCAACAGAACACCUGGCUGAUAGAAGCUUGUGUGUUUUGUUUCGUUUUCCUCUGUGUUGGCAGACAGCUAACCUACUUACAGGUGGUCAUAAAUGUUACAGUACACUGGGUGGAUUAUUUGUAUAACCAGUUUUGCAGUGCCUAGAUAGAAGCUCAGACAGGGGAAGUAGGCCACUGUUUGCAUGCGGAUGCGUAAUCUAGUCACAUUUUCGGGACUAGU
Engraulis encrasicolus (European anchovy) is the source of this 3357-nucleotide messenger RNA. It is a transcript of the gene cyp17a1, whose product is annotated as steroid 17-alpha-hydroxylase/17,20 lyase. Gene Ontology annotation, molecular function: heme binding; iron ion binding; steroid 17-alpha-monooxygenase activity. NCBI's taxonomy places the organism in Eukaryota, Metazoa, Chordata, Actinopteri, Clupeiformes, Engraulidae. The coding region runs from base 34 to 1635 and encodes 533 amino acids. The record is from RefSeq and is a predicted model, not a curated record. The transcript has 8 exons. Gene Ontology annotation, biological process: hormone biosynthetic process; progesterone metabolic process.